Dicentrarchus labrax (European seabass) is the source of this 5189-nucleotide messenger RNA. RefSeq names its product FA complementation group I (gene fanci). Gene Ontology annotation, molecular function: DNA polymerase binding. The transcript has 36 exons. Gene Ontology annotation, biological process: DNA repair. The record is from RefSeq and is a predicted model, not a curated record. NCBI's taxonomy places the organism in Eukaryota, Metazoa, Chordata, Actinopteri, Moronidae. Bases 226 to 4296 code for a protein of 1356 amino acids.
GGCAACCUCGACGCAAAAACAGGAAGUGUUCGCUGGCGGGAGAAGUUGAAAGGGUUACCAAAGAUACUGAAGGCUUUGCCCCUUUCACGGAGUUAGCUCACUACAUUACAUUGAAUGUCCAAUAUUUCAUUUAGCUAUUAGAUACGCAGAGUUAAAUCCUUAGUUUAUUAGUUUAUACGGUGAUUUCUUGCUAUCUACCAGCCACUUGUGUCCGGCUGCAGCUUCAUGAGGGCUGAAAUGGAUAAAAUAGUCACAUUAUCAGAUGGAGAAAGUACCGCCGAGCUUCAGAAGUACCUGUCCUCCCUUAAAAACGACCAGCUCAUCGCUGUGAUUACCAAUGGCGCACUGAAGGGCAAGAAGGUUGGGACCAUGAUUAAAGGCAUAUUUAAAGGCUCUCCACCCUGUUCCACUGAGGGAUCGAACCGCCGACUUCUUGUUUAUCAACACUGCAUCCCUCUGUGUGAGUCUGGGGAUCUUCAGACUGAGGUGGCAGCUGAUAUCAUUGGACUGCUGAUGCUGGAGACUCAUACCCUGUCCGGACCCUCUCUCGCACAACUGGCGUCUCUUUUUGUUGAAGCCAUUAAGGUGGGAAAAAUGGGCAGUGGGAAAUCCCUGGAGCUAUUUCCUACUGUGCUUACUGCCCUUUCAGCCUGUGAAGCCUUGUCUUAUGGCAAAGGCGAACUCAGUGGUGAGGAAUACAAGAAACAGCUGAUCAACAGCCUCUGUUCAAGCAGAUGGGACCCUCAGUGUGUUAUCCACCUGACGACCAUGUUCAGGGAUGUGCCCUUGUCACCAGAGGAGCUGCGGUUUGUGGUGGAGAAAGUACUGCGGAUGUUCACCAAACUGGAUCUGCAGGAGAUCCCACCGCUUGUUUAUCAGCUGCUGCUUUUGUCUGCAAAGGGUUGUAAGAAACAGGUCCUGGAUGGAAUCAUCAGUUAUUUUAAAGAGCAAGAUGUUUGCCAGGAGGAAGAACAAAAACAUGGAGAGAGCCUGGAUCUGGAGGUUCAGUCAAUUCCACAGGACCAGCUGAGGCAUGUGGAGGGCACUGCUAUCCUCCACAUAGUCUUUGCUAUACGACUUGACCAUGAACUCGGCAGAGAAUUCCUUAAAAGCUUUAAGAUAUCCUAUGGAGACCUCUGCCCGUUCAGUGUUGCCCUGUUGCUCUCAGUGGCACGCAUCCAGCGUUAUGAGGAGCAGGUGUUUGACCUUUUGAAGGUGGCGAUCAUCAAGAGCUUUAAAGAUGAGCAGCUGCAGCAGGGAUCAAAGUUCCUGCAGGACCUCCUGCCCGGACACUGCAGCGUGGCUCAGAUGAUACUGGACACAGUCAGGAACAGUGUGUUUGGUUGGGAUCAUGUGACCCAGGGGCUGGUGCAGCUGGGCUUCUUCCUUAUGGAUACAUUUGGACCCAAAAAUGGACCGUUUGGGAAGACCACAGAAGGGUCUGCUACCAUAGCCCGGACCCCCACUCAGCAGGCGUGUAAGCUGGGAGGACAGGUCCUCCUGCAGGGCUUUAAGGUCCACGAGCCUAUCAGGGGAGAGAUACUGGAGCAGGUGUUGAAUCGACUGGUCACAAAGACAGCCUCACCUGUCAAUCAUUACUUAGACCUUUUCUCUGACAUUGUGGUCUCUGCUCCCAUGAUCCUUCUGGAGUCAUCCUCCAAGGUGACAGAGACAUUUGACCACCUGUCAUACCUGCCCUUGGCCACUGUUCAGGGUCUACUAAAAGCUGUCCAGCCCCUGCUCAAAGUCAGCAUGUCCUUGAAAGAUGCUUUGAUUCUAGUUCUCCGCAAAGCCAUGUUUUCCAGCCAACUGGAUGGCAGGAAGUCUGCAGUAACUGGCUUCUUGUUGCUGCUGAAGAACUUCAAAGUGUUGGGCAGCUUGGCGUCGAGCCAGUGUAGCCAGGCAGUCUCCUCGAGCCAGAUCCAAGUGGACGUUCAUUCUCGUUACAACUCUGCUGCCAAUGAAGCGUUCUGUCUGGAGAUUCUCAGCAGCCUGCGUCGCUGUCUCGGCCAGCAGGCUGAUGUGCGCCUCAUGCUCUAUGAGGGUUUCUAUGAUGUUCUCCGUCGCAACUCUCAACUUGCAAGCUCCAUCAUGCAGACCCUUUCCUCACAGAUGAAGCGGUACUACGAGCCUGAGCAAGACCUCCUACCGCCGGUGAAACUGGAACCGUGCAUCACAGCUCUCGGAGACCAAGUCUACCUCCAGGAGCCUCUGGCACAUCUGGUGAGCUGUACUGUACAUUGCCUGCUGUGGCUGCAGAAUAUGCGCCGAUCCUCCAACCCCAACAUGGGCGACAGCGAUGACGAUGAGGAGGAGGAGGAGGAGGAAGGAUACCAGUCUGAACUACAGACAAUCCUAGAGAGUAUGACAAGACGCAUGAUCAAGAGUGAACUGGAGGACUUUGAACUGGACAAGUCAGCUGAGUUUUCUAUGGGAUCCAGUGUUGGGGUGAAGAAUAAUAUCUAUGCUGUGCUGGUGAUGGGAGUGUAUGAGGUCCUAAUGGAGUACAACUUCAUCACAGCCAACUACAGUAAAAGCUGCUUCGAGGAUCUCAUGGAGCUGUUCAACCGCUAUCAUAAGCUGUCUGAGAUCCUGAAGGAGAAAUCCGGAAAGGGUCGAGUGCCCUCAAACAAAACCCCCCGCAGUUUACUCUCCUUGGGCUUCAUUUCAACGCUCCUCUCUGUGCUCUUCAGAGACAGUACUCAGAGCAGACAGGAGGCUCUGUCAGUGCUUCGCUCAAGUGGAGAAUUUGUGCGUUACGCAGUAAAUGUGGCUGUACAGAAGAUCCAGCAGCUGGAGGAAACUGGACACACAGACGGCCCAGAUGGACAUAACACAGACAGAACCUUCCGCUUCCUCUGUGACAUGACAAGUGUGCUGAUGUGGCGUUACACCAACAUCCCCAGUGUCGUGGAGGACGCGGGAAAGAAGGAGAAGCGCUCCAGCCUGUCCCACCUGUGUCUGGAAGGUCUGCUCAGGAUAUUCACAGCCUGCCAGCAGCGCUAUCCAGAUAAGAUGGCUCAGCUCCUCUCCACCAUGGAUAUCUUGGACGAUGAUGCCGAGCCAGAUGAUGGCGAUGUUACAGAGAUGAACUUCUUUUACAUCCGACAGUUUCAGAGAGCGCUGUUCACACAGUUAAGUGGCGGUGAUGAAGAAUUUAAUAGCAAAGAGGCUCAGCUGCUGGUCAGCAUCUUGAGUGUGCUCUCACGCCAGUUAAAGCCCUCCUCCCAACAGUUUGAUCAGAUGAUCACGUGGACUGUGAAAAUCUGCAAGGAGACCAGUUUUGAGGAUUCGGCCUUCUCCAAGGGUCUUCUCACUCUUCUCUUCAACUUGCAUGUUCUCUAUAAGAGUCCUGUAAGCCUGUUGCUAGAACUCUGCCAAGACAUCCACAGCCAGCUGGGAGAUAUCGAUCAGGACGUGGACGUAGAAAAACAGUCCCACUUUGCCACUGUCAACACGAAGACCUCGACCACAGCAGCACUGCUGGUCCUGUCUCAGGUUGACAGAGUGCUUGAUGAAGUGGACUGGCUGAUUGCCAGAAAGAAAAGCCAGACAGUCGCUGACAAAUCGGGCUCCGGUGAGGCCACCCAGACUGCAGGCCAGCAGGAUCCAAUUGAAAAAGCUGUGACACUGCAGCUUGGGACUCUUUUGACAGCAUUAAAUGAGCUGGUCCAGACGGCCCUGCUGCCUGGCACUUGUACCAUAACACUGCUCAGAGAGCUGACUCGCACAUACAGCAUCCUCACUACUCUGGUCAAAUAUUACAUCCAGGUGUGUUCCAGCCAGCACGGGGCACUGCCAGCACGCUUUGAGAAGCUGGUCAAACUGUCCGGCUCCCACCUAACACCACAGUGCUACUCUUUCAUCACAUAUGCACAGAGUGGAGAAUUCAGCGUUGGAGGUGCAGAUGACAAGAAGAAAAAGAAAAGGAAUGAAGUGAACACUGCUGCCUCUACAAAACUUCUGCGUGAAACAAAGGCCAUCCCUAACUUAAUCUUCAGCAUCGAGCAGUAUGAGAAAUACCUCAUCACUCUCUCAAAGAAAUCAAAGGUAAAUCUGAUGCAGUACAUGAAGUUGAGCACCUCAAGAGAUUUCCGCAUCAACACUGCUACUCUGGACGCAGCCCUGCAGGAGCACGAUGAAACUCAGGAGGUAAGUGCAAUCUCAUACUGUAAAUGGCAUCUCCAAAAGUCCUCACUGUCUUUCCUGUCUUCACAGUGCAGUUUUUAUCUUUCUCCCUCUUUACUUGAUUACGUGACUCAAAGCUGUUAUAGUUUUUUUUACUGUGCAGAUUGAGCUAACUGCUGAAAGGUUUUCCCAUGUGUGACGUUUUGAAUUUUCUGCAUUGAAGUGUUUUAAUUCCCUUGAACAGUCUCUAAUUCAGUAGACUUCUGCUGGGUGAGAUCUCAGUGGUUGUUUCUUCUUCCUUUCAGGCCACAGACUCGCAGAAAGCAGAGGAAACCCAAGAACCCAAACAGAAGAAGAGGAAGCAGUGAAUGAAGACUUCCUCACUGAUCUGAACUUGACAAGCUGCCAAAUGGCCUCUUGACAGUUGUCAUCUUGGCCCACAAAGUGCUAUUUUCCUUUGUUCAGAGAGCCUUUAGUGAUGUCGAGGAUUUGGUAGAUGUCCAAGGCCUCGCCUGUGGAAAGUUUGCACACAUUGUUUAAUAAUCUGGUUGUGUUCAUAUAGUUCACAUAUUCAAAAGAAAUAUUCAUCAGGAUGACUUUAUGAUGAAUAAGCUGCUCUGUUGUUCAAAUUAACACCACUGUUCUUAUUUUAAAUACGUUUAGUUAAACAUAUAGUAGUACUUAAGAUGACCCUGCUUUAUCAGUCCUUGGCUACACUAAAGAGGUGGAUCAAUGGUUUCCAGUACACAUAAAUGCAUCCUGAAGAGAUUUACCUAAAAACCUAGCUUUGUCAGGUGUUGUUUUCGUUUCAAAUAAAUAUUUUUUUCUUACUGCUUAUUUACACUAGUUUUUUUAAACUGUAUCUUGCAUUUAAUUUUAUAAAACCUGGCUAAAAAAAAUGUAAAUAGUUUGUGCACACACAUUUGUAAUCACUCUCUCAAAUUAAUAACUAUAUUGUAUAAUCUUAGUACUCCUUUUUCCUCUUUUCUGGCCAGGCCAUACAAGAAUGUGUAAUGCAGUGUAAUGUGCAAAUAAACUGAAAUAUCUAUGUCAAUGUAAAA